Molecule: messenger RNA, 1495 nt
Organism: Hydra vulgaris (swiftwater hydra)
Lineage: Eukaryota; Metazoa; Cnidaria; Hydrozoa; Anthoathecata; Hydridae
Product: replication factor C subunit 5
Biological process (GO): DNA repair; DNA-templated DNA replication
Cellular component (GO): nucleus; DNA replication factor C complex
Molecular function (GO): ATP binding; DNA binding; ATP hydrolysis activity
Source: RefSeq, a predicted model, not a curated record
AAUGAAUGUUUGCGGCAAAAUGAAGCGCGAAAUUAUAAUUUUUAUAUAUCAAAGAUUCACGAAGAGUGAUUUUUGUUGUUAUUAGAUCUGAUUUUGCACAUAAUUAUGCCUGUAGCAGAGCUUCAAAAAGAUUCAAAUCUUCCAUGGGUUGAAAAAUAUAGACCAGCUUGCCUUGAUGAUCUCAUUUCACACAAGGACAUCAUUGACACAAUUCAAAAGUUCAUAUCAGAAGGAAAACUUCCACAUUUGCUGUUUUAUGGUCCACCGGGAACUGGAAAAACAUCAACCAUUUUAGCAGUUGCUAAACAACUAUAUUCUCCUAAGGAAUUUCAUUCGAUGGUUUUAGAAUUGAACGCUUCAGAUGAUAGAGGCAUUGGUAUUGUUAGAGAGCAAAUUCUUGGAUUUGCAAGCACAAGAACUGUAUUUAAGUCUAAAUUCAAACUUGUGAUACUUGAUGAAGCUGAUGCAAUGACAAACGAUGCCCAAAAUGCACUUCGAAGAAUCAUGGAAAAAUACACAGAGAAUACACGUUUUUGUUUGAUCUGCAACUACUUAACUGGUAUAAUACCUGCUAUUCAGUCUCGAUGUACCAGAUUUCGAUUUGGACCAUUGGAUGCUGAUCAAGUAUCAUUAAGAUUGAAGCAUGUUAUUCAAGAGGAAAACGUUACAGUCACUGAAGAUGGUAUGAAAUCCUUGAUCAGACUUGGAAAAGGAGAUAUGCGAAGAUCAUUAAAUAUUUUACAGAGCACUCACAUUGGCUAUGGUAAAGUAGAUGAGUCUACAGUUUACACGUGCACAGGAAAUCCUCUACCACAAGAUAUACAAGUCAUGGUUGAUUGGAUGUUAAAUGAAAAUUUUAGCACUGCUUUUAAAAAAAUCACAGAAAUGAAGCUUGUUAAAGGGUUAGCCCUUCAAGAUGUUCUUACUGAAGUUCAUGCUUUUAUCCAUCGAAUCGAUUUUCCUCCACGCGUUCGAAUGAUACUCUUAGACAAGAUGGCAGAAGUUGAGUAUCGUUUAGCUGCUGGAACUUCAGAAAAGAUUCAGCUUAGUAGUUUAAUUGCGUGUUUUCAGUGCAUACGAGACACUGUUGUUGAUGAAAUAAAAUAAUAAAGAGUUUUUGUGUUGUUUCAACAAAAAUACAGGGAAUAAUUUUUUAAGCCGUGGAACAAAAAAUGUUAGUAUCGAUAAUACAGAUAUACAGAUCAAGAAUUUAACAGUUUUAACCCAUUUGGUUGCAGUUAUUUUUGUAGUUUUUUCAUAUUUCAGAAUUUCAAGCAAAAAAAGAAGCUUCAUUUACUGUUUGUUUUUGAACUACAGUUAGAUCCAUUAUACCUUCGUGACCAAUGACACGGUUUAGUAAUGAUGCUCAAAUAGCGUUGGUACCACAAACGCACUCAAGUGACAAUAUUUUCAAAUUAUUUCCGUUAAACUGUCUUUACGUAAUUUACAAUGUGAUGUCUUGUUUUUAUGUAAUUGCUUCAAAGAUCAAUUUAAA